Messenger RNA from Salvelinus namaycush (lake trout), 2081 nucleotides. Its product is annotated as nuclear distribution protein nudE homolog 1-like. Gene Ontology annotation, cellular component: kinesin complex; centrosome; kinetochore. Gene Ontology annotation, molecular function: microtubule binding. Gene Ontology annotation, biological process: microtubule nucleation; centrosome localization; establishment of mitotic spindle orientation. The transcript is spliced from 9 exons. Bases 234 to 1295 code for a protein of 353 amino acids. NCBI's taxonomy places the organism in Eukaryota, Metazoa, Chordata, Actinopteri, Salmoniformes, Salmonidae. The record is from RefSeq and is a predicted model, not a curated record.
UCGCAUUGUGCUUUGUGGCAACUUUGUUACUACUUUCGGCCAAGGAAUGAGCUAUGUACCAACAUUUGCUGGAUACUUUUGUUCGGUUUUGUAGCUCCGUUAUAAAGGUACCGUCAUCUUUCGGCACUGUUGGAGCACCGGCUGCUAGCCACCGCAAGCAAUCCUAGUUAGUGAGAGGAGAACUGUAAGAGAGGAGAUCGGGGAGAGAAGAGUGACCAGUGGUGUGGGCAGAGAUGGGAGAACCAGAGUCCCUUAAGUUUGUCUCUCUGGAGGAGGAGGUGGACUACUGGAAGGAACUGGCGACCAAGCACCAACAGAGGGCUGAGGAGGUGCAGGAGGAGCUGCAGGAGUUCCAGCAGAUGAGUCGUGACUACGAGGUGGAACUGGAGACUGAACUUAAGCAGUGUGAGACACAGAACCGAGAACUCGUCACACAGAACAACAGGCUACACAUGGAACUGGAGAACUACAAGGAGAAGUAUGAAAGGCAGCACUCGGAGGUGUACCGUCAGAUCUCUACUCUGGAAGAAGACCUGGCUGAGACCACGGCCAUCAGAGACCAGCUCCAUAAAUACAUCAGAGAGCUGGAGCAGGCUAACGAUGACCUGGAGAGAUCCAAGAGGGCUACCAUCAUGUCUCUGGAGGACUUUGAACAGAGGAUGAACCAUGUGAUAGAGAGGAAUGCCUUCCUGGAGAGUGAGCUGGACGAGAAGGAGAACCUACUGGAGUCAGUUCAGAGACUGAAGGAUGAAGCCAGAGAUCUAAGACAGGAGUUGGCUGUCCAACAGAAGCAGGAAAGACGACCGUCCUUCACUGUCACCAAAGACUCUUCCUCAGACAAGACGGAGGACAAAACAUCCCUCCAUACCUCCCAUUCAUCCACACGACCGCCCUCAUCCCUCCAUACCGCCCCUCCUGCUCUCCCUCCAUCCCUCCUCUCCACUCCCUCCAGACCCCCCCACCCCUCAGCAAGCCCCUUCACCACCCCCCCACCCUCUUACAGCAGAGGCGAUGGCCUAUCAGGUGCUCCUCUCACCACGUCGACACGUAUCUCAGCUCUCAACAUCGUAGGAGAACUGCUGAGGAAAGUCGGGAACCUGGAGUCUAAACUCGCGUCCUGUAGGGAGUUUGUCUAUGAACAGUCUCCUGGUUGCAGUACCCCCUCUGGGGGACAGGGGGAGCCACCCAUCCAGAGAGGCACUUCUUCUGACACACCAUCCACCUCCAACGGACUCUACGAGAAAGGAAUGGUGAAGAUGUUAGACUUCGGACCAGGACCCCAAAUUAUUCUGUGAACCCCCACCGCCCCCCCACCCUAGCCCCACACCUCAUCAACCCCUCCCUACAUAUCUAUCAGGGUCGUAUUCACUAGACACCGAAUGGUGGUAAUAUGUCCCUGCCCAGCACAGUCUCCCUAGGUCACCAGGCUUGUAUCCCAGCUUUCAGCUUUCAAUGGGGUUUAAUGUGCUUGCGUACAGCUCUCACUCUGGAAUGGAAUGGACCAGAUCACUGGACAUCACGGAUGUGAGUCUAGAGUUCUAGAACUGUUCUAGAAUGUCAUUGAGACAGAACCUCACCCUUUAAUGCAAUGGAACGUCAUGGAACGUCAGUGUUGAUAUCAACUUUUCUAGAGCGCCAUUGAGGAGCUUUGAUGACGUCACGGAUCAACGGUACUCCUUCCUCUGCGCUUUACCCAGGAUGCUUUGCCCUGGGGGUCUCUUAUCGAGCACUGAGCGAAGCUUCUAGGAGCGGGGCUUAUGGCUCUGGCACUUCCUGUUGGGACUAACCUGUAGCGGACCCAUUUCUGGUCAAAAGUAGUGCACUAUCUAGGGAACAGGGUGCGACCUGGGUCUAUAGGUCUCUGGUCAAAAGUAGUGCACUAUGUAGGGAAUAGGGUGCCAUUUGAGACGUAACCACAGUGUCUCGCUACAGGACGGCACGUGUUUUGUUGUUACAUUUGAUGUGUUCUGUUUUUGUUCCUUUUGUUGUUUUAUGGAGGAAGAAGUCUUACUGGAAUGAAUGUUUAUCCACACAAUAAUGAUGAUUAUAUUUAAAAAUAUAUUUUACUUCACUUGAAUACA